Gavialis gangeticus (Gharial) is the source of this 5159-nucleotide messenger RNA. It is a transcript of the gene TCEA2, whose product is annotated as transcription elongation factor A2. Gene Ontology annotation, biological process: transcription elongation by RNA polymerase II; DNA-templated transcription. Gene Ontology annotation, molecular function: zinc ion binding; nucleic acid binding. Gene Ontology annotation, cellular component: nucleus. The transcript has 10 exons. The record is from RefSeq and is a predicted model, not a curated record. NCBI's taxonomy places the organism in Eukaryota, Metazoa, Chordata, Crocodylia, Gavialidae. The coding region runs from base 7 to 930 and encodes 307 amino acids.
GGCGCCAUGGGCGGGGAGGAGGAGAUCGUGCGCAUCGCCAAGCGCCUCGAUAAGAUGGUGGCCAAGAAGAGCGCGGAUGGUGCAAUGGAUUUACUGAAGGAGCUGAAAAGUAUGCCCAUGACUCUGGAUUUAUUGCAGUCCACCCGGAUCGGGAUGUCUGUGAAUGCCUUGCGGAAGCAGAGCACUGAUGAAGAAGUGAUAUCGCUUGCCAAAUCGCUCAUCAAGUCCUGGAAAAAGCUUCUCGAUGCAUCAGAGGAAAAAAGUGAGGAGAAGAAGAAGAACCUUUCCUUGCCAACCUCUUCCUCAAAGGAAAGCGGCAACUCAAGAGACCAAAGCUCCAACAAAAGGCAGGAUGCGCCGAAGACACCGACCACCCCCAAAAUCACCACCUUCCCUCCGGUGCCUGUCACCUGCGAUGCUGUCCGCAACAAAUGCAGAGAGAUGCUGACUUCUGCUCUGCAGAGUGACAGUGACCACGUCGCCAUCGGGGCGGACUGUGAGCAUCUCGCCGCCCAGAUUGAAGAAUGUAUAUACCAAGAUGUCAAGAACACUGACAUGAAGUACAAGAACCGGGUGAGGAGCCGCAUCUCCAACCUGAAGGACUCCAAGAACCCCGAGCUGAGGAAGAAUGUGCUGUGCGGGGCAAUCACCCCAGAGCAGAUUGCUGUGAUGACCUCGGAGGAAAUGGCCAGUAACGAGCUGAAGGAGAUCAGGAAGGCUAUGACGAAAGAGGCAAUCCGGGAGCACCAGAUGGCCAAGACGGGUGGCACUCAGACCGACCUCUUCACUUGUGGCAAAUGCAAGAAGAAGAACUGCACUUACACUCAGGUGCAGACACGCAGCUCCGACGAGCCCAUGACCACCUUUGUCGUGUGUAACGAGUGUGGGAACCGCUGGAAGCCGGCGUGGCCUCAUUCGCAGCAAGUCUGAUCUCUUGCAGUUCUGCUGAGACAUCUUGGAACCCGACCGCGGCAGCCGAACGCGGCCCAGAACAAACCGUGCAUUCUCCAGCUUCUCCGGCAAUUGUGUAUCGUAUCCCAAGUGAGUUUCCUUUGUGUCACGCACCAAGCGCAUUGUCCGAGGGAGGCCUGGCCCCUUUCUGUGCGGCAGUGGCGAGCGGCCCCUGGCGGGGCAGGCAUUUAGCAGGAGAGUUCACUACCCCCUUUCGUCUUUUAUUUUCUCAUCAAAGAAAAGCAUUGCCAUUCUUUCCAAACAGUAUUAAACAUUAUUUUUUUUGCCAGUUCUGAGUUUGCUGCUUGCUGCACUUGGCAUUAGCUGCACCAGAGUUUAGUGUCAGCGAUGGGAGCUGCUGGGGUGCUGUGGCUUCUGGCUGUACGGGCUCUUGCUGGUGGGAUAGUCAGACCCAGUGAGCAUCUGAACCUUGAUCAAAAAUGGGGUUAGGGGUUUCAGCCUCAGCUCUCUGAUCUGGGCUCCAAAUCAGCUGUACAAAAUGCCCAGGCAGUUUUACCGACGUUGCCCUUUCCUGGAGAUUUCUCUGUGAUUGGAAACGCACAGACUUUUGUUUUUCAUUGGUUCAAAGAAUCGGAAACCACUGGGCCAGAUCCUACAGCUGCUUGCCAAGCAAAAUUGCAGCUGUGGCUAAUGGAGGCUUUGCUCAAGUGCCCACUGCAGGAUUUAGACCAGUUGAUUACAUGCAGUGGGACGUGGGGAGAGCAGGGGCAGGUCUCCGGCCUCUGAGUUCAGCUGGAAGUCAGCCGUGUUACUCAGAAGUGAUACCAGUAUGGCUGAGGGUGUUGCAUUUGUGAGAUGCCUGUGAUCUUGUCUGGUAUUUGAAAGCAUUGGGCGGGAGGGUUGCUGUAAAGACAAAUAAAGAACAUGUAGUUUGUGAAGUCACUGAUGUUGCAGUGAAGAUGCUAUCAUGUUUUGCUUUCUGAUGGAGAGGGGAAAAGAGUUCUGAUAACCCAUGAAAGCAGUAGGUGGAGAGACCGGCUUGUCAUUCAGGUGAACCUGUAACAUAGGUAGAUUCCUCUAACCUGCAAAGUCACAGAGGACCCUCUAGCCAGCAGAGUCUGCCCAGGGAAUGGAGCCAGGCACCGCAUUUCAGGAUGGAAAGGCCAGCGCUGAGUCUGCGAUUGAUUGAACCUCAAAGCAGGGAGAGGAAGGAGUUCUGCAAUGACCUCCAUGUGCACAGGGGCUUUGCCCUUCUGUACAGGCCUGCAGCCCCCACUGCCUGCCCUCAAGGCUCAGAGAGAAAACGAGAUUUUCCGGAGGUCUUGACACAUAGAAAUUCCCAGCUGAGGCUGAUGAGAAGCUCUGGGUGUUGAAAGCCUGUGAGAACCUGGUCAUUCCCUUUAUUGCUCUGUGGUUUUUCUUCAGCUCGGCUUCAGAAGCAAAACCGUGGGUCAGGCUGGACGUGGAGAGGGAGGUGAGCUACCAGGGACAAUCAUAAGUCUUAGCAUCCAAUUCUACCAAGUGCUUGUAAGCCUUUAGCACAUUCAGUAUCUCCAGAUUAACCCCAGGAAGCAGCACCCAGAAGCAGCGAGCUGAGGAAGAAUGGAGCAGGUGAUGGUUCAAGCUCCAGGACUGUGCUACAGACACGAUGGCACUGGGGACCUCGGGGAUGGGAACCUGGUGGGCCAGGGCUUCCCUGCAGUAAAGCAGAGGAGAACUUGGCCUGGUCCUCUUGUGGCUGUCUGCACAUUGAACAGGGGAGGAAAGGUGUGGGAGGGUGGGUGCUUCCUAUCAAGGUUAGGACAGCUUUGGAACAAGUCCCUUGAACCCCUGGGGCUGUUGCAGAUCAGCUCCAGAUCAGACUUGCAGAUCAGGUGUUCCAGAUCAGAUCUCAUUUGCAAAAGGUCUUUGCAAUCCACUCACCCCCUUGGACGGCGACCUCCCUGCACCGAGAGGGAGAAGCCCCAUGGCUUUUCCUCCAGCCGGUGGGACCAGAUGGAUAUUGGAGCCUGGGACAUGUAGCACAUUCCUCACUGCUUGGAGCUCUCCUGAGUGGCUCGUGCAGUCGCAAGGAAAGCUCCUCUUCAUGGCUUUCCCCAGCCGGUAGCAUGAGGGAGGAUUGCUGGCUCAGGGCCCACGCCUCAUGGGAGGCAGCCAAGUCCCCUGAGAACAAGAAGAUUGCAGGAGACACGUCGCUCCCUGCAGACGUCCUGGCACCGGAGCAGCAGUGGCACCGUCAUCCUAGCUGUUGGUGUCUCAUGGAGGCGCGUGGGCACUUUGCAGCCAACACCCUGAAGACAGAGUGAGCCCACCAGAUGCCAGCUGCUGUUGCGUGGCCCCUCGUACCUCCCCAAGGCUGUGCUGUGAGAUAGAUGGGCAUGGUUCCCAGGUGCGAGUAACCAAGGCUGCUAACCACGCAGUCGAGAUUCGUGAGCUAAAAAAUUGCUUCUGUGCAGGCAUUCCCCUUCCCACCCCCAAGGGGAUUGGCUCUGAUGGGUGGCAGAUUGGUGGAGCUGUCUACACCCUAAUCAGCUGGUUCCCUUCCAAGCCUGUGAUCCAAAAGAAAACCUUGGCAUUGGACUUGUCAUCUUCUCUUAACGUCUGGGAUAUGACCAAGCCCACACAGAUAGGGCUGCGUGUAAGGAAAACCAUCAAUUAAAAGCAUUCCAGCAGCCAGGGGCAUUGCGUGACUCACUCGUAAGAUGCUGAAACGCAUGGUUAAUAAUAAGCAUGAGACCAGAUAGGUUAGCUCGCUAUAACGGAGAUGCGAUCGGCAGAGGCAGCGAGGCUGAAGGCAAUGCAGACCAAUGCUGCUUGGGGCCCUGUGCUUUCCAGAGGCCUUUGCUUACGAUCAUCACUGUCCUGCAGAAUCCAAGUGUUUCGGUGGGGAGGGAGGGGCACAGACAGCUCAGCAUCCUUCUAAGCCUCCUGCCUCUGAUAUAGGACCAGGAGCCCUCUGGUCACGACAUCCACGCGUGGGCAGGCUGGCUCAGCAAAGCUGGGCAUAUUCACACUUCCCCUUUCUAGGUCCAUAUGGGGCUUUCACUCAAUCUCCCAGAAAUGCUACCGGAGCAGAGGGCUGUUUUCUCCGACACCCAGCAUGGAGUCCUUCCAGCCCAUGAAGGCAUGUCGGAGCCAAAUUCAGUCUGUCUUGAUGUGUGCGCACAGAUCCUAGAGAAGCCAAACAGGGCUGCCUGUGGGGAACCAGCCAGGUGCUAUAAAGGGCUGGGGGAAUUUACUUCCAUCUCCUGCACGGGGGAGGCCCUGCAGAGGCUGUUUCCACCUACAUGGAACACUUUUAUUUUCUUCUCUUGGGUUGAAAAAGUGCUGCCACAUUCCCUCUCUUGACCCCGAAUUGCUUCUGCCCACGGGGUACAGGCCACGAAUGCAGCUGCUUUUGGUGGUAGCCUUUUAGCAUACACCGCAUGCUCUUGACAUGCACCUGCCUCUGGCUUUUCUGCUCAGAUGUCCCCUGGCUAUCCUCUCCUCCACCUAAACUCUGCAUGCAGUGGCCUAAUUUCCUCCUUCAGCAGGGCUGGCAGGCAGGAAUCCUAGCACCGCCUUUCUGAUGAUUCGGGACAGAUGAAAGCACCUGGGGCCUUACCCUGACAAUGCAUGUGCUGUUGCCCGACUUGGGUCAGCCAGCAGUGUUGGCGUGCUACUGAUGCACCCUUCCAUAGCGCCCCCAGCACACAAAGCUAUGCCUGCUGAUGAUAGUUCACAGUAUUGCCAACUUGAUAGGGGAUGGGUGUGCAUGCAGCUCCACCAACCCGACCCAUCUUAUGUAUGAAAGAAAGGGUGAAGUUUUUCACAUUCCUGAACUGUAGACUUUAAGAACGACGCCAAAAAUCACGAGUUGGUAAUACUGAGUCCAGGCUAUCACGAUGGGAAUCUUGCAGGGUUUGGCCUGGGGGGUCUCCAGCUUCCCUUCACCCACCAGCACAAUCCCUGCAGCUUCUUGCAAAGUGGAGGCAGUCGGUCCUGCUGGGAGGGGAGCGUCACCCGCGCAUCUCUAUCUGCUGUAGGGUGGAGGUGACAGCGUUCCUACCUAAACCAGCCUGGUCUCCUCCUUAAGAAUAGGCUUCUUUUUGGCACUGUACGUCCAGCUUGUGGAAAGGGAACUAACCUUACUGCAACACACCUGGUCCCGCGAAACAAAGAAUACAAGAGAGGAGACAGUUUUUUUUUUCUCUUUUCUCUGGUUUGUUUAAAAAAUAUCUUCAAUAAAAAGAACCAGUGUCCCUAAA